Molecule: messenger RNA, 896 nt
Organism: Pocillopora meandrina
Lineage: Eukaryota; Metazoa; Cnidaria; Anthozoa; Scleractinia; Pocilloporidae
Source: the annotation of a GenBank genome assembly
GAAUGUGUGGAAGGUCUACAUGGUUGUGAUCCGAACGCCAUAUGUGAUUACACUGUGGGUUCUUACAACUGCACAUGCAGACCAGGAUUACUUGGAGAUGGAAGAAACAGCUGCAUAAGUACAAGUAAGGAUCUAAACCACUUUGUGUGGAGACGUUGUCAGAGGGAUAAGCUAGAAAUUACCGCGUACGAUUGUACAUUUUGACUACUACACUAGUUGAGUAUUUCUUUUUCAAAAUUAUUACAACAAUCAUCAUUUUAUCGCUUAUUACUGAUAUUGUCACACCUACUUAUCUAAAACCAAUUAGGAUGCGUUUCGUUUCUGGUCAAGGAAUUCUAGAAUUAAAAGAAACUCAAGGAAAAACAACAAGUGGGAAAUGGCGACUGCCUCCCCCUAUCAUGUGCAUUUCUAGUCCGAAAGAAUAUUUAAGAGCAGCAUCUUAACAAUUAUUACCAAAUAUUCUUUGACUGGCUGUGUUCAAUCACUUAACUCAUAUUCGUGGGAAGAUUGUGCCUUUCAUUUAGGAAAAAGCCACAUUUCCUUAUUUAGGUCAUUCUUGUGAGGAAAUUCUGAACGCAAGUUCCCACCUUAAAUACGGGGAGUCUGGAUCGGUCUUAAGAAGAACGGAAACCUUUUAAAGGUCUACUGUGAGAUGACAACCAAAGGAGGUAACGAAUGGAUGUUUAAGAAAAACUAAUAACGAGAACGGCGGUUUUGUUUUACUUCUGUACAAACUGUCCUAAUAAAUGCAAUGCAAUAUUAUUUUGCUUAAUCAAAAAUUUCAUUUCAUUUCUUUUUCCAGGAGGUUGGCUUCUGGUCUCUAGCGUUGUCGUCGGUAACCUAUCCUUGCUCUAUACCGCUCAGGGUAGCCUCUUCAGAUGCAAAAACCUGUCUGU